GGCCUCGGAGGGGCUGGCCGCCCAGCUAUUUCUGGGAAGAAGAAACAUGGAAAGUGGUGCGGUUCUGCUGGAAUCCAAGUCCUCACCCUUUAACCUUCUGCGUGAGAUGCACCAGCUCCGCCUUCUGGGUCACCUGUGCGACGUGACUGUCAGCGUGGAGUACCAGGGUGUCCGUGAGGAAUUCAUGGCCCACAAGGCAGUGCUGGCUGCCACCAGCAAGUUUUUUAAGGAAGUGUUCCUUAACGAGAAGACUGUGGAUGGUGCCAGGACUAAUGUCUACUUAGACGAAGUGCAGGUUGCUGACUUUGCUUCUUUUCUUGAGUUUGUCUACACCGCAAAGGUGCAGGUGGAGGAAGACCGGGUGCCGCGAAUGCUGGAGAUGGCCGACAGGCUGAAGUGCUUGGACUUGUCCGAAACUUGCUUUCAGUUGAAGAAACAAAUGUUAGAGUCUGUACUUCUGGAGUUGCAGAAUUUCUCGGAGUCUCAGGAGGCAGAAGGGAGCGGUGGCUCCCUGGUCACUGCUGCCACCGUCCCCGACCCUCGGGAAGGGGUGGCUGUGGAUGGCCCUCUCGCCAACGGCCUGGCAGGCUCCCCAGAUCCCCCGAGCGAGAGGGUGAGCAGUGGCGUGCCGCCAGGCACGUGCCCGAGGAAACCCAAGGACAAGCCGGACAAGAGAAGAGAGGCCGCCAAGCCUCCCUACCCUAAGGUCAGGAGGGCGAGCGGGAGGCUGGCUGGGAGAAAGGUGUUUGUGGAAAUCCCUAAAAAGAAGUAUACCCGGAGGCUCCGCGAGCAGCAGAAGGGAGUGGAGGAGGCCGGGGAGGACCCCGGGUGCCCCCGAGACCCCAGCCCGGACACCGUGGCGACAGAGAAGGAGCUGGUGACCAAAGACGAGGACGGCAGUGCUGGGGCGGAGGCUGAGGGAGAGCUGCCGAGGGCGGGGCCCGGGGAGGAGGAAGAGGAGGAGGAGGAGGACGGGGCCGCGGUGGGGGCGAGGAGGAGCGGCUUCCAGUGCACCGUCUGCGAGAAGGCCUUCCUGUACGAGAAGAGCUUCCUGAAGCACGUGCGGCACCACCACGGCGUGGCCACCGAGGUGGUCCACCGCUGCGACACCUGCGGCCAGACCUUCGCCAACCGCUGCAACCUGCGGGGCCAUCAGCGCCACGUGCACAGCAGUGAGCGCCACUUCCCCUGCGAGCUGUGCGGGAAGAAGUUCAAGCGGAAGAAGGACGUGAAGCGGCACGUGGUGCAGGUGCACGAGGGCGGCGGCGAGCGGCACCAGUGCCAGCAGUGCGGGAAGGGCCUGAGCUCCAAGACAGCACUGCGGCUGCACGAGCGCACGCACACGGGCCACAAGCCCUACGGCUGCACCGAGUGCCAGGCCAGGUUCUCGCAGCCCUCGGCUCUGAAGACCCACAUGAGGAUUCACACAGGGGAGAAGCCUUUUGUCUGCGACGAGUGUGGCGCGAGAUUCACUCAGAACCACAUGCUGAUUUAUCACAAAAGGUGUCACACAGGUGAAAGACCUUUUAUGUGUGAGACGUGUGGCAAGAGUUUCGCUUCCAAGGAGUAUUUAAAACACCACAAUAGAAUCCAUACUGGGUCCAAACCCUUUAAAUGUGAAGUUUGUUUCAGGACUUUUGCGCAGCGGAACUCACUUUACCAACACAUUAAAGUCCAUACAGGGGAGCGUCCCUACUGCUGCGACCAGUGCGGGAAGCAGUUCACGCAGCUCAACGCCCUCCAGCGGCACCACCGCAUCCACACGGGGGAGAAGCCAUUCAUGUGCAACGCGUGCGGACGGACGUUCACCGACAAGUCCACGCUGCGGCGGCACACCUCGGUGCCGUGUUGCUGGUGAUGGUUGCCCUGAUCC
This is a messenger RNA of Vicugna pacos (alpaca), 1873 nucleotides long. The record is from RefSeq and is a predicted model, not a curated record. NCBI's taxonomy places the organism in Eukaryota, Metazoa, Chordata, Mammalia, Artiodactyla, Camelidae.